Messenger RNA from Lottia gigantea (owl limpet), 1425 nucleotides. RefSeq lists its product as hypothetical. Lineage: Eukaryota; Metazoa; Mollusca; Gastropoda; Lottiidae. The coding region runs from base 1 to 1425 and encodes 474 amino acids. The record is from RefSeq and is a predicted model, not a curated record. The transcript has 9 exons.
AUGCAAGGGGAUGUUGCAGGUGUAAGAAUAACUCCACCGGUUUUGGAGUUUUAUGAUACAGAACCAAACAAUAUUUUCCAAGCCACCAUCAAUGUCAAAAAUAUUGAUAAAAGCAGUAAAAAUAUACGUUAUUAUGGUCCAAAAAGUGAUGCAUUUAAAAUAAAAGUAAAGAAUCCUGAGAAACCAGUAGCACCAGGUUUAUGUGUACAGGCUGUAGUAGAAUAUGAACCAGAAGUAAAAUCUGUAAUUAAAGAUAGAUUAAUUAUAACAGUAGAUGGAGAAGUUGUAGAAGUACCAAUUAUUGCCUAUCCAUCUCAAGCUGCUUUAGAAAUCGACAGUGUAGUUAAUUUUGGUAACGUUGUAGCUACAAGUCGUAUUAUUUCACGAGAGAUACCAAUAUCAAACCAUGGAUCUGAGGCCGGGGAAUUUAUAAUACAAUACACAGGAAAUAAACAUCUUUCAGCUAUACCUAAUACUGGUCAUGUGGCUCCAAAUACAGCUCAAAUUAUAAAGAUUGAAUGUGUUACUAAAGAACCAGGUCCAAUAGAUGAAACAUUCAGUGUUAUACUAGAUGGUGUAGAAAAGGAAUUAAAAAUAAAAGGAAAUAUUGUAAAAAGAUCAUUAGAACUAUUAAGUAUACAGGGUGAAACACCAUUAGAUUGUGUGAAGUUUGGCUCUACUUAUUAUGGUACUGAUAAGACAGAGUAUGCUAUAUUAUAUAAUAAUGGUCCAGAGGUGGUUAAUUUUGUGGCCAUUAUGGAUGAAGAGGCAGUUGCUCAAGAACUGGGAGUGGACUUAAGUCAAACAACAGCUGCUGCUCUAGCUGUAAAUACAGAGGGAGGAAAUAGUAAGGGCAGUACGAAUAUAUUAACAUCCCUAAUAACAGCUAUACCCAAUCAAGGUAUUUUACGUCCAUACGAAAAAAUACCCAUCUUCUUUAGAUUUAGUCCAAGAUGGUAUAGUUCAAAACAAGGAUGGAAGAGUCAAGUUACACCACCUCCAAGAAAAGAUUUUGCAUUGUUUUUAAAGCUACAGAUCAUUGGUUCAAAUACUGGCUUUACUAAACUAGAGGGACAGCAAAAUGGAGGAGGUUUUGCUGAAAUAGCCCUAACAGGAACAGCCUUACCAGUCUUAUUAGAUAUCUCACCAGCUCCUGUCUUUGAUUUUGGAGAAUGUCUGGUUGGAGAACAUGCUGAUGUUUUAUUCACCUUGAAGAAUGAUUCCAAUAUUCUGCCAGUUUUGUAUCAAUUUAAAAAAAUUGCUCAUUUCUCUGCUCAGCCACCAAAUGCAAGAAUCAUUCUCACACCAAUCAGAAUCACUCUUACAAGCGAAUAUCAGAAGUCUCAUAAUCCUAAUGGUCAGAUUGCUCUACUUAGUCGUAACUAUGCCACAAGUCAAAGUGGAUAUUUAGACACAGAUUCUUAA